Fusarium oxysporum Fo47 is the source of this 2108-nucleotide messenger RNA. RefSeq lists its product as uncharacterized. Gene Ontology annotation, molecular function: metal ion binding. Lineage: Eukaryota; Fungi; Ascomycota; Sordariomycetes; Hypocreales; Nectriaceae. The coding region runs from base 461 to 1891 and encodes 476 amino acids. The record is from RefSeq and is a predicted model, not a curated record. The transcript has 6 exons.
UUUUCCGUCUUUGAUUCGACCUGAUCAAAGCAGCUUCCAGUUACCAAUAACAGCGCCGAAUGAAGAGCUCAGCUCGGUUUGAUUGCUGGCUUGCUUGCUUUUCUCGGCAACUGAACUCACUGACUGCUCUUUCCUCAUCUCAUCUCCCCCAAACGUGCACACUACCGCUACCUUGCCUUGCCUUACUUUUAUACUCACACUGCGCUGCACUGCACUUUCCUUUCUCCCACCCCCAUACAAUCCAAUCCCCUUGCGCCGACGGAGAAAGGGUACCUACCUAGGGUAUCUACUACCUUGCCUGACUUAUUAGGGUGUGCAUGUUGGCUGGGUGCGUGCAAUUACAGGGCCAACAGCUGAUCUUUUUUCUUUCUUCUCCCAUUUAUUGUCCAACUCUCUCAUUAUCGAGACAGACACGCGCCUUUCACCAACUCCUGUCUUCGCGCUACAAGAGACCUCCAAAAUGGCAUCUAAUACUCAAAUGAAUGACUUGGUCAGUCGAUUUAAUGCUCUACAGGCUCGAGAAAUGCCCGAGCAGAAAUAUAUCAAGGAUCUAGUAGAAAGAUUGCAUGCGCUGCAAGAAACAAAUCAUGCCCUCCAAGAAAAGCUUGCCGACGCUAGCUUGGGUUUGAAUCAUAUGAGCCAGCUCCGCAAACUCUAUGAAGGCACUCGAUUGCAAUGUGAAACGCUCACCGCGGACCUCAACAGCAUCAGGAGUGCUAAUAACUAUGUCUUUAUAAUCAUGGACGGCAAUGGCCUCAUUUUUGACAAUCGCUUUAUCAAGCAAGGCCGCGAAGGUGGUAAGCAGGCGGCGCAAGCUCUGCUUCUCGCGGUAGCGAGGCUUUGUCCUAGCCUACCAUCUUCGUUCGAAAUUUUCUGCGACGUUCUGGUCAACAUUGCUGAGAUGGGCCGAGCCCUGCUGAAUGAUGGCAGCAUUGAUGACCCAAGCCUUUUCCAUGAAUUUGCUAUCGGAUUCACAGAGGCCAAGUCUUCUUUCAACUUUAUUGAUAUUGGCUUGGGCAAAGGAACACUGGUUCGCAAGAUUCAAGAAACGGCAAUGUGGCAUUUGGGAUGCUAUAACUGUAGGCACGUCAUGUUAGGCGUCGGCCAUAGUGCCCAAUAUGCUCCUUUUCUGCGCAGAGUUAACGAGGCCGGGGAUGCCAAAAUGUGCGUCUCCAUACUUCUGGGAGAGCCUAUAGUGCGCGAAAUCGAGGCCUGCGGCAACACUGUUUACGCGCUUGACGGCGAUAUCUUUCGCACGACCAAACUUGUGGAUAAGACUUUGAUAGAGAAACCGAGUGUCCAGCAUACCGAGGCGACCAAACCCCAGAGUUCACCGGUAGCUCGCGCAGCAACACAAGCAGUAUUGACGCCUGCUACGAGCACUUCAUCCAUGUCGCCUCCACAAACUUCCUGGGCCAAGAUCACGAAAAGCGCCAGUCCUCCCCCCAAACUGACCAUGCCCCUACCUCCUAAACAGGACAAGACUAAGCCCGCGAGCAAGACACCUCCUCAGCCAGCUUGGAGCCCUGGACCUCGGGGCCGCGAUCCUCCCAUCACGGUUGGUAUUCCAGCCAUGGAAGAUAUCAAGCGUCGUGAGGACACCGACAAACUGUGCAACAAUCACUUUCUCCGUGGGCCCUGUACCAGAAUAGGUGCUUGUACUUUCAACCAUACGUUCAAGCCGUCAAAAGAACAGUUAAAGGCACUCGCAAUGCUCGCCCGACAGAACCCCUGCAUUAACGGACAAGCUUGUGAUGUCAACGACUGCAUAUAUGGACAUAAUUGCCCCAAUGUAACCAAUGGUGUGUGCACUCGGUCGCAUUGCAGAUUUAAGGUCGACGGUCAUCCCCCGAAUACCAAGUUUACCAACAGCAAGAUACACGAAAACUGAUGAAUAGCUGCAUCAUGUGUAGCGUUUGCAACAGGUUGCAAGGCACUCGGUUGGCACAGUUUCGGAUUUGAUCUGGUGUACACUAUAGUCACUUCGUUUCUCGAUCACACAAUUUUUAAUAUUCAUUAUACGAAGGGCUAGGAAGUUCUACUAUGUCUGUGACAGGCUUUUCUAUGGAAUGGGAUAACGGAGCUUCGAUAAAUUGAUUGACUUUAUC